This is a messenger RNA of Metschnikowia bicuspidata var. bicuspidata NRRL YB-4993, 1446 nucleotides long. Its product is annotated as autophagy-related protein 17. Gene Ontology annotation, biological process: autophagosome assembly; autophagy of peroxisome; activation of protein kinase activity. The transcript has a single exon. Lineage: Eukaryota; Fungi; Ascomycota; Pichiomycetes; Serinales; Metschnikowiaceae. The record is from RefSeq and is a predicted model, not a curated record. Gene Ontology annotation, cellular component: Atg1/ULK1 kinase complex; phagophore assembly site. The coding region runs from base 1 to 1446 and encodes 481 amino acids. Gene Ontology annotation, molecular function: protein kinase activator activity; molecular adaptor activity.
AUGGCGCUUACAGAGCAGGUGGCCGGAUGGACCGCGGAGGCGUUCCGCACGUUGGAAACCGCGCGGCAGAUCUCGGCCCUGGCACAUGCCAGCUUGGGUGCUUCCAGCGACACGUUGACCGGCGAAAUGCCGGCGAAAAUCGCCGAGGCCGUUGCCGCUUUUGAAAAGCUGCUGAGGCAGCAUGCGCUGCUUGUGCAGAUAGCCAAGAAUGUGCAGGCAGACGUGCUCCGGUGCACGGACGGCCACGACAAGAAAGUGAGCGGGAUUUUGCAGCCGGCGCUCCGGGACUUGGACGCGGUUUUGGCCACUUUGCAUGGGAUCUCGGUGCCCCUGUUCCUCGUGAAAACCGCCGCCAGCGACCGGCAGACCGCGCACCGCCUCGACGACUUUGUGGCGCUGGCCGACAUCGGCAGCUUGAAGACCAACAUCGACAUCUACCUCUCCAACUGCGCCAAGGUCGGUUGCCUUCUACAAAAACAGGUCAGCGGCCUCCUCGACAACUUGGGCCUGAAAACGGCCGACUUCAAGCAGCUCGCGGCGGCCUACGAUGCCCAAGUGCUUCCCGUGAAGCCGCUCGUGAAAUACGCGUCUGCAGAGGUGCCCCUCAACAAGGGCCCCGAGACCCUCGUGGCCACGAUCUUGAAAGAGAACAGCGCGUUGGGGCUGGAGCUCUCGGCGCUUUUGGAAAUGCUCACCAAGCACUACGACCAGUGCACGCUAGCGUCCAGCUGCGUCGACGGCGCACGUGACGAGCCGGUGGACUUGGACGUGUUGCGGGGCGACACCCUCGAGUUGCCGUCCGUGCUCGCCGAAAUCAGGGCCAUCUACGACAUCAUCUUGCACAACGGGCGGCGCGCGGCGGCGUUCUCCGCACAGAAAAUCCCGCCGUUGGCCGCGUUCUGCGACCGGUGCCGCGUGUUUCUGGCGGCGUGCUCGGACUUCCAGGACAAUGACGUCACCGAGCUUCUUCUUGUGCUUGUGCACAGCCAGACCGUGUACAGCCGAAGCUCGCUUCCCGCAGCCCCGGCCGAAAGCGCCGGGAAACUGCCCUCCAAGGAGUCGCCUGUGGAGGGCUAUGCCCACAUGGUGCGGGCGCUCGGUGACCACUACCACCACUUCUGCUCCGUGUACCAGCUGCAGUACCUCAGCGAGCUCCACUACGAGAAAUUCGUGUAUCCGCGCAAGUAUUUCAAGCUCUUGGACGAGUAUCUCAACGGGCAGCUCCUCCGGUUCGAGAACGAGGAGCGCGACCGGCGCCGCGAGUGGCUCCGGCGCUACGGCGACUUCAUCCCGGCCGAUUUCUACUUGCCGGGCGAGGCGGACCAGCCCCACGUGACGCAGGUGGCCAGCGAAGGCUUGGACCACUUGGAGACGCCCUCUGCGCAGGACGACGAGGACCGCCUUGUGCGCUUGCUCAAGGAGACACAGCUCCUGCAAGAGAAGUGA